Podospora pseudocomata is the source of this 247-nucleotide messenger RNA. RefSeq lists its product as uncharacterized. NCBI's taxonomy places the organism in Eukaryota, Fungi, Ascomycota, Sordariomycetes, Sordariales, Podosporaceae. The record is from RefSeq and is a predicted model, not a curated record. The transcript has 2 exons. The coding region runs from base 35 to 247 and encodes 70 amino acids.
GCUUUGGACCGCAGGCGGCGCGGCUUUCCUUUCCAUGAUCCAUCGAUUGAAUCCUCAUUCCUCUGCUGUUCUUCACGCUGUCGCUGUCACUGCUGCCCCACGGGGUCCCCCUAAACUGCAGCGGCCCGCCAGGCCAAUCCAUCCGUCCUUGCUGCUUUGCACAACGUCACUGCAUCUCUCCUCCGGUCAGGAACUCCCGACGCUGCCGUUCCAGGCUCACGGCCGGCUUCACUUCUCGCCCUACUAG